AUGUCGCAUCUGAUAAAAUCUUUAAUAGUUCUCAUCAUACCGUUACUAGUCGAAUCGAGUACAGUAUACAGAAUUUUCGGCGAAUAUGGUGGAAAUUCUGGAAGUAGUCCUCUUAUUCGACAAUUUUUGGGAACCGAUUACAAUUCUCAAACGAUGACGAUAGGCGAUAGCGAUGUUACAUUCUAUUUUCCGAACGGAAACACCCAGCAUUCUCACUAUCAUCACUCAAUAUCAGACCCAAAUUGUAUAUACCAUUACAUAAUUCCUGAUUAUAAACCGUACAUCCCUCAUCGCAGACCUGUACAUAAACCUCAACAUAAACCAGAACAUAAACCUGAACAUAGACCCGAACAUAAACCAGAACAUAAACCAGAACAUAAACCAGAACAUAAACCAGAACAUAAACCAGAACACAAACCAGAACAUAAACCUGAACACAAACCUGAACACAAACCCGAACAUAAACCAGAACAUAAACCAGAACACAAACCUGAACACAAACCCGAACAUAAACCUGAACAUCACAAAGAACACACAAUAAUAACCGAAGAAACUCAUGUGGUAGAUUCUCACCCUGGUCAUUACCAAAUUUCGUUCCGUCCUGAAACCCAUUUGAUCACUGAAACUGAUCGCAUAGUGGUAUCGAAGCCUGAAGAGCAUGUAACCUAUAAACCUGAAGUACACCUAGGUACUUCUACGCCUGGUGUUAUUACAGCAAAUGUUGUAGUUCAUGCAAACCCCAGUCAUCAUUACAGUGUAACAGAAGAAACUGAUGUACACAAUGUUAAUUUGAAUCAUAAUGAAGAAACUAUAGAAAUUCCCAAGUAUAUUUUCAAACCAGAAGAUCAUAUGAAACGUACAGAGAGCACAGUAAAAUAUACCUACAACACAAACACCAACAAGCCUGAUCUAAAAAUUGGCCACGAAGCACCGUACACUUCCAAAAACUUCUUGGAAUUCGAGCAAAUAAAAACUACUCACGCAGGAUCAGCAGAACCAACAGGAGUAUCAGGAGUGGCGAAUUCCAAGAUUUCCCAGCAACAGUCGGACCAUUCGUUCCUAACUCAAUGGUCGGAGAUGAGCAAGCAUUUCGGGGGUCUGCUUACCGUAGACGAAAAGAGGAGGCUGCUCGGAUCGCUGGUGGAGAAAGUUAGAGAAAAUGUACAUCAUUCCGAUUUGGCGGCUCCCUCGGAAUUGCGAAUGGACCUCGACUCGAGACACGGAAAUAUCCAAUCCACGGAGGAUUCCAAUUUUAACGUUCCGGACGAUGAGGCUUUCAAAGCGAUCGUUUCCAAGCACCAGAACAGCGCCGGCAGUUUGCACGUGGUGAAGGAAUUCGGUAAAAUAAUCCCUCCGCCUGCCAAUAGCGAUGUUUUUGUUGUCAACUUGACUUCUUCCGGAGCAAAUGAGAAUUCUGCAAUUAGAGAAAGAAUCAACAGCGUUAUUAAAAAUUUGAGUGCGUCAGGAGAGAAGAAAACUGAUUCAAACGAUGGGUAUAUUGUGAUCGAAUCCAAGCCGGGUUCGCCUUUUGAAGUGGUGGAAAAAACGGAAUAUCUUAGCAAAAGUAAAAGUAAUCUUCAGCCUAAACCGAUAAUUACUGCACUGAGAAAGAGCGAUAAUGAUAAUCUUGUGGAGUCCAAUGAUGAGGUUAUUGCAGUACCUCUUAGCGUUGAUAGUGCAACGAAUAUACAUCAAACUGUUAAAAAUGUACCUAACAAAACAACUUCAUCUUCUUCAUUCGAUGUUACUGAAGUGACGGAUUUCUUCUCCAAAUUAUUCCAGAACUUUGUGCACUCUAGAAUAUUUAGAAACUAA
Phyllotreta striolata is the source of this 1815-nucleotide messenger RNA. Lineage: Eukaryota; Metazoa; Arthropoda; Insecta; Coleoptera; Chrysomelidae. The record is from the annotation of a GenBank genome assembly.